Molecule: messenger RNA, 771 nt
Organism: Diprion similis
Lineage: Eukaryota; Metazoa; Arthropoda; Insecta; Hymenoptera; Diprionidae
Product: pro-resilin-like
Exons: 3
Coding region: 26-730 (234 amino acids)
Cellular component (GO): extracellular matrix
Source: RefSeq, a predicted model, not a curated record
UUCGGCACGCAGAGGAAUACAUACCAUGAAGAUCGUAGCUGUUUUGUGCCUCGUCGCGACGGCGUCCGCCAGCCUGGAGCCUGCCGGAUAUCGUCCACCAGGUUCCGCUCCCUCGACGCGUUACCUGCCCGCAAGUAACUACCAGGCAACAUCGGCCCCUCAGCAACCGUCGGUCAGGUACCUGCCGGCCAGUCAGUCGGAGAACCUGGCUACCCUGGCUCGUUUCCCAGCACCAUCCAGUGCCUAUCUUCCUGCCAACAACUACGAAGCUCCUGCUCGAGCCUCCCCGUCGUCCUCCAGGUUCUCCAGCGGCCCGUCCGCGUCCUACGGAGUCCCCGCUUCAUCGCAGUACUCGGCGCCGGUUGCUGUUCCCGAAAAUCGUUACCUCCCGGCCACCAACGCUGUAAACGGAGGUGGCGACUCAGGAUACGCCUACGGAGAUGCCGAAAAUUCAGAACCCGCGAAGUACGAUUUCCAGUACGAGGUGAAGGACAACUACGACAACGACUUUGGACACCAAGAGAGCCGUGACGGCGACGACACCAAGGGCAUGUACUACGUCCUCCUUCCCGACGGACGCAAGCAGAUCGUCGAGUACACGGCCGACCAGGAAGGUUACAAGCCCAGGAUCUCGUACGAGGAGGCAAGGCAAGGAUACAACAACGGAUACAAUCAGAGAAACGGUCAAGCUGGGGGAUAUUCUCAAAGUGAUUCAGUCGGGCCUUAUUAGAAAUUGACAUCAUUAUUUUCUUGGAUAAUGUAAUUUUCCGU